Messenger RNA from Drosophila eugracilis, 1265 nucleotides. RefSeq names its product mevalonate kinase. The transcript has a single exon. Gene Ontology annotation, biological process: cholesterol biosynthetic process; isoprenoid biosynthetic process. Gene Ontology annotation, cellular component: cytoplasm. The record is from RefSeq and is a predicted model, not a curated record. Bases 17 to 1189 code for a protein of 390 amino acids. Gene Ontology annotation, molecular function: ATP binding; mevalonate kinase activity. NCBI's taxonomy places the organism in Eukaryota, Metazoa, Arthropoda, Insecta, Diptera, Drosophilidae.
GAGAUCACCACGAACAAUGCUUAAGUUCCAGGUCCAUUCACCGGGCAAAGUCAUCCUCCAUGGCGAACACGCAGUGGUCUAUCAACGACCCGCCCUAGCUGCCGUUGUCGGCUUGGGAACUACUCUGAGAUUCCGGCAAUUGGAUGGAAGCCUUGUGGCUAGUUUUCAACUAGAGGCACUCAAUUGUACCCUGGAGAUCCAACUGCCAGAGUUUAAUAACUUCCUUACUGAAUUUAGGAGCAAAUAUCCCUCAGACAGCACUGCCAAUCUUCUUGAAGCAGUCCGGGCAGAGGUUUCCAAACAGCUAGAACGCUCGGGAGGCAAUGCACCAAAACAGCACACCCAGCGGGCCUUUGUCUCCAUCUAUUAUUUGCUAGCCGGCGCUGUACUCUCCUCACCCGGCGAUCCAAAACUGACACUGCAAACCGGUUUCCAGGUGCAGGUAGAGAGCCAGUUGAACGUGGGCGCAGGUUUGGGCAGUUCCGCCUCUUUUGGUGCUGCUUUAGCAACGACAUUUUUAAUUUUGGCCGGACACUUUGAUAAAGACAAUUACUUGAAAGAGGAAAACCAGGCUUUGAUCUCGAACUGGGCAUUUGAAUCAGAGCGGGUUAACCAUGGCACGCCUUCGGGUCUGGACAACACAGUGUGCACUUACGGUGGAAUGUUGCGUUAUGUCAAAGGGCAGGGCUUCCAAUCGCUGAAGAUACAGAAACCUUUAAACAUUCUGCUAGUGGACAGCCGUGUAAGUCGCAGCACCGCAGACAUCGUCGCGAAGGUUCGCCAUUUAGGCGAGGCCUUCCCACAGCUAAUUGAGGCCAUUUGGCAGGCCUGUGAAGAGUUGGUUGCCGCCGCUGUUCCGCUGUACGAGAGUUUUGGUAAUGCCCAGGACGAUAGCGCUAAGUUCGAGCAGCUGGAGCGACUGUUCCAGAUCAACAAUGAUUUACUGAAAGCUAUAGGAGUUUCGCAUCCGAAGCUGGAACAGAUCUUUACUAUCGCUUUCAAAAGGGGAUUUUUCUCAAAGCUGACGGGCGCCGGUGCCGGUGGAUAUGUUAUAGUUUUACUACCUGAAAACUUCGAGUGCAACGAGGUCUACUGGAAGCUUAAGGAGGAACUUGAAUCAGCAGGCUUCGGUGUCCAUGUGACGACUGCUGGAGGCGAGGGUUUGCGCGUUAGUUCGUUAGAUGACUGAUGCGGUCUCGUUUUGUUUUGCUAUUGUAUGUAUUCCUGGUUUUGUUAUAACUUAAAAAUAAAGAUUUAUACAUGUA